Amaranthus tricolor (Joseph's coat) is the source of this 3263-nucleotide messenger RNA. RefSeq names its product subtilisin-like protease SBT2.5. Lineage: Eukaryota; Viridiplantae; Streptophyta; Magnoliopsida; Caryophyllales; Amaranthaceae. The record is from RefSeq and is a predicted model, not a curated record. Gene Ontology annotation, biological process: proteolysis. Gene Ontology annotation, molecular function: serine-type endopeptidase activity. Bases 316 to 2772 code for a protein of 818 amino acids. The transcript has 11 exons.
UAAAAUACCCUAACGACCUUUCUCUCUCUUACUUCACUUAAACUCUCAUUCUCACUCUCACUCUACUAAUUAAUUAUCCUUUCUCCCUCUUUACUACCAUCACCAAAUUUCUGGGAUUUCUUUAACUAAUUAUAUAUUCUGAUUUUACUGGGGAACUUCAUUUUAAUUUCUGGGAUUUCUCACUUCAAAAAAAAAAAAAUAAAAAUCCCACAUUUCAAUAUUGCUCCCUCCUGCUCUAAAAUUUCUGGGUUUGCUUCCUUUCUUUUGAUUAAUUAGAAGAUGAUGUGCUGCUGAGCUUUCGUGGACUUAUUGAAAAUGAAGGGUAUUUCAAUUGGGUUUUUGAUAGUAGUGUUGUUUGCCCAUUUGGGUGAUAUAAAGGGGGAGAUCUAUAUAGUUACACUUGAGGAAGAGCCUGUGGUGAGUUACCGGGGAGGUGUUCAUGGGUAUGAAGCAACUGCGUCUGAGUCUGAUGAGAAGAUUGAUGUUGCCAGUGAGACCGUCAUAUCAUAUGCGCGCCACCUAGAAAUGAAACACGAUAUGCUGCUUGGGUUGCUGUUCAAAGGUGGUAGUUACAACAAGUUAUACAGCUAUCGACACCUAAUAAAUGGCUUUGCGAUUCAUACUACUCCCGAGCAGGCAGAAACCCUUAGAAGAGCACCGGGUGUGAAAUCAGUGGAACGAGAUUGGAAAGUGAGGAGACUUACAACACAUACACCAGAGUUUCUGGGGCUCCCAACUGAAGUAUGGCCGACGGGUGGUGGUUUUGACAAGGCGGGAGAGGAUAUAGUAAUCGGGUUUGUGGAUUCAGGAAUAUAUCCCUUGCAUCCAAGCUUUGCAUCUCAUGAAGCAGAGCGAUAUGGACCUGUUCCGAAAUACAGGGGGAAAUGUGAAGUUGAUCCCGAUACAAAAAGGAGUUUCUGUAAUGGCAAGAUUGUUGGUGCUCAGCAUUUCGCAAAAGCUGCGAUAGCAGCUGGAGCAUUCAAUCCUUCUGUAGAUUAUGCUUCUCCUUUAGAUGGUGAUGGACAUGGAAGUCACACAGCGGCAAUUGCUGCGGGCAACAAUGGUAUUCCAGUGAGAUUGCAUAGAUUUGAGUUUGGAAAAGCAAGUGGCAUGGCCCCUCGUGCGAGAAUUGCUGUUUACAAGGCACUUUAUAGACUUUUCGGAGGAUUUGUUUCAGAUGUCAUAGCUGCUAUUGACCAGGCUGUUCACGAUGGUGUUGAUAUCAUUAAUCUUUCAGUUGGGCCUAACAGUCCGCCUGCAGCAACGAAAACAACGUUUCUCAAUCCAUUCGACGCAGCACUUCUAUCAGCAGUAAAAGCGGGCAUUUUCGUGGCACAGGCAGCUGGAAAUGGGGGUCCUUUUCCAAAGACUAUUUUAUCUUACAGUCCAUGGAUAACUUCCGUUGCUGCUGCAAUUGAUGAUCGAAGAUAUAAAAAUCAUUUUUUCUUGGGAAAUGGGAAAGUUCUAUCUGGAAUAGGCCUGUCGCCUUCCACCCAUUUAAACAAAACUUACACCCUUGUUGCGGCAAACGAUGCAUUGCUUGAUACAUCUGUAAUGAGAUUCAGUCCUUCAGAUUGUCAGAGACCUGAAGUAUUGAACCGAAAAUUGGUGGAGGGAAAAAUUCUUCUCUGUGGCUAUUCGUUCAAUUUUGUAGUCGGCUCUGCAUCUAUCAAGAAAGUUUCUGAGACCGCACGGAGCCUUGGUGCUGCUGGAUUUGUCCUUGCCGUGGAAAAUAUUACACCCGGAACAAAAUUUGAUCCAGUCCCGAGCAGUAUUCCUGGCAUUGUUGUGACUGAUGUUGGUAACUCCCUGGAGCUCAUAGACUAUUACAAUGUCUCUACUCCACGAGAUUGGACUGGACGAGUUAAGAGCUUUGAAGCAAAGGGCCGUAUUGGUAAUGGAUUAAGGGCUACUCUUCACAAGUCGGCCCCACAAGUUGCAUUAUUUUCUGCAAGGGGUCCAAACAUAAAAGACUAUAGCUUCCGAGAUGCUGAUCUUUUGAAGCCCGACAUUUUGGCUCCUGGAGCUCUCAUAUGGGCAGCUUGGGCUCCACAUGGUACCGAUGAACCCAACUACGAAGGGGAAUCAUUUGCCAUGAUAUCUGGAACAAGUAUGGCUGCACCACAUAUUGCCGGGAUUGCUGCUCUGAUAAAGCAAAAGCAUCCACGCUGGAGCCCGGCAGCUAUUAAGUCGGCUUUGAUGACUACGACAACAACUAUAAAUAGAGCUGGGAGACCACUACAAGCACAACAAUACACUGGAUCAUCUGAAGAGGUAACCUUGGUUACUGCUACACCAUUUGAUUAUGGGAGCGGGCAUGUUAAUCCUCAAGCAGCUCUAGAUCCCGGACUUGUAUUUGAUGCAGGUUAUUCAGAUUACUUGGGAUUCUUGUGCACGACGCCAGGAAUCCAUCCUCAAGAGAUAAGAAACUAUACAAGACAACCUUGUAAUUUUACCAUGGAUCAUCCGUCGAAUCUCAACACACCAUCAAUAGCAAUCUCUCACCUCGUUGGUACACAAACUGUGACAAGGACUGUUACAAACGUCGCAGAGGAAGAAACAUACACGAUCACAGCAAGAAUGGCACCAUCGAUUGCCAUCGAGGUAAACCCUCCUGCUAUGACUUUACUUCCAGGGGCGUCUCGCAAAUUUUCUGUGUCUUUGACCGUGCGUUCAAUAACCGGAUCAUACACCUUCGGGGAAGUCACAUUAAAAGGAACCCGAGGGCACAAGGUGAAGAUCCCGGUAUUAGCUAUGGGUUACAAGAGAUAGGUUAUAAGGUUAUAGGGAUGUAUGUCGAUAAAGCUCGAGUUUAAAACUUAACGCAUUCUUUGUGACUAGGGAAUAAGAAAAAAAAGUGUGUCGAGGAUGCAUUAUAUGAAAUAUAAGACGGGGUUGCGAAGUCAGAUGUGUAUCGGGAGGAAACUCCCUCGGUUUCCUACCUAGGUGGUAUAUUUUUCUUGUUUUUGGUGGGUAAUUUUUGUUGUAAUAUGCAUUAAUGAUAAUGUAUUAGACUCUAGAUUAAGUAUAUUAUUAUAGAUUUAGCUUAAUCUCUUCCUAUUAUGGUUAUUUCCAUUGUAAAGAAGCAAGUGACCAAACAAGUGUAACAGAUAAAAAAUGAAGGGAAGAGGAAAUUUGUAUUGUAAGUUCUCCUUGAUAAGGAUUCAGGUGUAAUAUUAUAAAUGUUGGAGUACUGAACAUAUUUUUUCAGCUUCUUUUAUGGAGAAAGCUGAAGCAUAUAACUUUUAAGCUGUUUAGUUGAA